Messenger RNA from Culex pipiens pallens (northern house mosquito), 2815 nucleotides. Its product is annotated as CLIP domain-containing serine protease B15-like. The record is from RefSeq and is a predicted model, not a curated record. Gene Ontology annotation, biological process: proteolysis. Gene Ontology annotation, molecular function: serine-type endopeptidase activity. Bases 770 to 1831 code for a protein of 353 amino acids. Lineage: Eukaryota; Metazoa; Arthropoda; Insecta; Diptera; Culicidae. The transcript is spliced from 4 exons.
CAGAGAUUUCUUUGUUAUUCAAUUAUCUGAAGUGUAUUGCGAAGUUUAUCUCUUGGUUUUGUAAAAAAAUAACCUUUUUACAAAAAAAUAUUUUCGGACCACAGAUCAGGAAAAGGUGUAUUUUUUAUAUUAGAAAUUUGUUACAUAAUAUUACGCGCAGAAAUAUGUUGCAAAAAUAGAUGGAAAACCUGCCUGACCAUAAUGUCAGAUUUAUACUGUCUAUUCUGCCGCUCUUUCCAUAUUCAAACACUUUCAACAGAAAAACCACAGAUAUAUGCACACCUAUUUUGUGUUUCUUUGUAUAAUUGUUCCAGCUGGUCCCCAUUUACCUUACCUAUUUGUUCCUCUUCAUCCUUGUUAGCAGAAUAGCAACUAUGUUAACAGUAGAAAAAAAAUUAGAUAGGUAAAUUAUGCGUAGAAGCCGAAGCCGAAGACUUUUUUUGAAAUUCGGCUGGAGGCAAGUUAUUACAAUUUCCAUUUACUUUGGAACUUAUUUGCAUCAAUUUUGACUUACAUAACUUCCCAGAAAACAAGGGUUAUGACACAAUCGUCUUGAUUGUGCUUUCCCACUUGCUUAUGCAUUAUUAUGAUUGAUACUGGAGCAACGUCUCAAUCGCAGGAAUUAUUGCACUGGUCAGGAUUUCCACUGUGCUGUGUACAAGCAUGCAUACCGCUCGGGUAGCGCGCUUUAUUUUCUCGGCUUCAUUUGCCAAAAGAGCAUCAUUUUCGCGCUGUGAUUCGCUCGGACAAGUCACAAGUUCUAUGUGAAAUGGCAGGAGGUCGCAUCCUAAUUGUCGUCACACUGCUCCGGUUAGGCGCCUACAGCUUGCGGCUAAACGACCUGUGCUCUACUUUCGAUUCGCGGCUAGGUCGCUGUGUGGCAGCAGAAAGUUGCAGUCUGAUUGGUCGAAUCCAGCAGCUGGCACCUCAUCUCAGAAGUUCGGCCGAUUCGUUCCUGCUGAUGCACAGCGAAUGUGGUUCGCAAGGUCAUCGCGGGGAAAAAUUGUUUUGUUGUCCGAUACUCGCAAAUGAAGAAAAAUGCGGAACAAAUACGAUUGCUAAUAGGAUUCACGGUGGCACAGAUACUGAAUUUGGAGAACAUCCGUGGGCGGUACAACUGGUUUAUAAGCUCGGUGGCAAUCGCUAUCAGUCGCCUUGCAGCGGAGUGUUAAUAAGCGAGCGUUACGUAUUGACUGCAGCUCACUGCGCUGAAAGCGUUCCCAGCAGUUGGAAAUUAGUUCACGUACUAGUGGCAAAAUGGGGUCCCGACGAGUGCGUCACAAUAGAAGAGGAUCGCGUGUGCAGCCGACGGUACGAAAUCGAGCAAACAAUCGUUCACAGCAGCUUCGACAAAGAUUCGAUAAGUCUACCGAAUGAUAUCGCCCUGCUGAAGCUGAAAGAAGCAGUCAAGUACGGGAAGUACAUCCGACCUGUCUGCUUACCUCUCGAGAGGAGCAUACGAAGUCUACCUGUGGACAAGGAAGAGUUCACCGUCGUAGGAUGGGGACAAACAGAUGAUGGUACCAAAAGUAAACAGCUGAUGCAGGUUGUGUUGACCGGAAAGCCCAUCCAAGACUGUCGAAGGGUGUUCAAUCCACGAAAACUAAGCAUUACCGAUAUGCAGCUGUGCGUAGGUGGCGAAGAAGGCAAGGAUUCCUGUCGGGGUGAUUCGGGAGGACCGUUGAUGAGACAGGUUCGCGGUGUUUGGUACCUCGCCGGGGUGGUUAGCUUUGGGGAACUUCAGUGCGGUCACAAGGAUCAUCCCAGUGUGUAUACCAACGUGGCUGAGUACGUGGAUUGGAUUGAAGACUGUGUGGCCGAAAGCCAAUAGUAUUAUAUAUGUUCCGAAAUUUUGUGCAUUCGUAAAAAUUCUUGGCUUUAUUCUGAAAAACAUUAUAAGCGACAAAAAAAUUACAGUCAUCCCACAUAUUCGGAACGGUUUCCAGAUCGGCCAAUGUUAAAAAAUCAUAGCAAAUCAAUAAUUGAACAUAGAACUCUGCUUUUACCUUCAUUUGAAAGCUUUUCUUGAGAUCUUUCGAAUGCUGUAUCGAACAUCUGAAAAUUUUAACUUUUGUAUGAAGUUUUUGAAGAAUUACUUUGACCCUUGAAAUCCACAAAUUCGGAACACUUUUUUCUUACGAAUGUAAACAAACUUUGGAUCUCUCCAGGAGUACAUAUUUAUUACCAAAUCACAAAUUGAAACCAAUGAAACUCAAGCUUAGUGAUGUACUUUUUGUAAAAAUAUUAGUUAAAUUCAGGUGUUCCACAAUUGUGGGAGGCACAAUAACAUCCCACAAUUAUGAAACAGGCAAUUUGGAGGCAGUGUUUUGUUGCUCUGAAUAAAAUAGCCUCGAAAUGCAGUUUUUUGUUCAAAAAGAACUACUUUUACUAGUGAAAUAGCAAGAUAAUGUCCAAAUAAAGGUCCUAAAAAUAGAAGGGUCGCCAGAUAAGAUGCAUUUGGCAUGCUAUUGACAAAUCAUCACAAAAGUGUUCCGAAUUUGUGGGUGUUCCGGAUAUGUGGGAUGACUGUGUGCGCGUCGUUUUUUUUUACUCACAUUUUACCUCAAGUAUCAAAAUGUAAAUUCUCCCGAACUCGAGGCUUAAAAAAGCUUAUAAAUCGAAAUGCACCUGAAGGCUUUCCAUUUUUUUUUUGCUGGUGUAAUUUAUUUAUCUUUUUGGUUUUAUAUUAAGAGUCAUAUAAUUUAAUGAAAUAAAAUAAAUCAAACACAAAAGCGAGUUUUUUCCAAAGUGAAACAGGUCGUAUCGCGAUGCUCCGAUUUGAAUGAAAUUUUCAGCGUUUGUUUGUCUAUUAGAG